Messenger RNA from Uloborus diversus, 1714 nucleotides. RefSeq names its product glycerate kinase-like. The transcript is spliced from 5 exons. The record is from RefSeq and is a predicted model, not a curated record. Gene Ontology annotation, cellular component: cytoplasm. Gene Ontology annotation, molecular function: glycerate kinase activity. Gene Ontology annotation, biological process: protein phosphorylation. Lineage: Eukaryota; Metazoa; Arthropoda; Arachnida; Araneae; Uloboridae. Bases 51 to 1586 code for a protein of 511 amino acids.
GCCAUCUUGAUCUAUCCCGUACGCCGAUAAAUUUUUUUCACAGGUGACCAAUGCAAUUGUCAUUGCUCUUGCAAAAAAGCAUUUUGAGAAGAUUUCAAACUAUCAGAGAUUUCUCAAGAAAAAUGACUCAAGAAAUUUUGUGCAAAGAAGCUGAAAAAAUUUUCGCAGCAGCAGUUAACUCUGUCAAACCUGAAGAGCUGAUUUCUAAUUCUGUGAAUUUCCACUCAAACACUAUAGAGAUUCAAGGGAAAACAUUUCAUGUGAAUAAUAAUGUACAUAUAGUGGGAUUUGGUAAGGCUGUUUUAGGGAUGGCCUUAGCAUUGGAAAGCAUGCUUAAAACACAUGUAAUUUCCUCCAUGGUUUCUGUUCCACAAGGAGUAAGAAAUCAACACAUAACAAGGAGUGGCAUGUUGCAAUCUUCACAUAUUCAAAUAUUUGAAGGUGCAUCAAAUAACAUUCCAGAUAGUAAAUCAUUUUUAGCAGCAACCAAGAUAGCCGAACUAGUUACUUCUUUAAGUGAAAAAGAUUUAUUAUUCAUCCUUAUAUCAGGUGGUGGGUCAGCACUUUUGCCAUUACCAAAAAGUCCAUUAACACUAGAAGAAAAACAAAAAGUGAUUAAGCUUUUGGCAGGUAAAGGAGCAACAAUUCAGGAAUUAAAUACCAUUAGGAAAAGACUAUCAGUGCUAAAAGGAGGAGGAUUAGCGAGAUUAGCAAGACCUGCACAGGUGGUGAGUCUUAUUUUAUCUGAUAUAAUUGGUAAUCCUUUAGAUUACAUAGCAAGUGGGCCUACAGUCCGUAACACAGACAAUUCAUCAUCACCCAUGUUGAUAAUUAAACGGUACAACUUGCUACAUGAAAUGCCUCAAGCAGCCAUACAGCUACUUCAAGAUAUUCCAGAAGAAACAAAAGAGAAGGAUUUCAGUCAUGUUAACAACUUUGUCAUCGGAAAUAAUGAGAUUGCACUACAAGCUGCAGCAUCUCAAGCUAUUGAUUUUCACUAUGCACCAAUCAUACUAACAAGUGCAAUAAAAGGCUCGGCUUCUCAAGUUGGACCUAAACUGGUGCAAAUGGUUAACUCUUCCCUUCAAGGAAAUUGUAAAUUAACAACCGAGAUAGCUAAAGAAAUUGAGAUAGGAGCAGAAUCAGUGGGCAAUUUAUUGGAAACUGCAAAAAAGUUUACAAAUAAAGGUACUGACUUAUGCAUAGUGCUCGGAGGUGAAACCACAGUUGAAGUCAGAGGCAAGGGAAUUGGAGGUAGAAAUCAGGAAUUAGCACUUGCAGCAACUCUUGAGUUUAAUGAGAUAAAAUGUGUGCAAAACGUUGCGAUUCUGUUGCUCAGUGCAGGCACUGAUGGCAUAGAUGGUCCAACUGAUGCAGCUGGUGCUUUUGCAGCACCUUUCAUAUUGAAAGCAGCAAAAGAAGUUAGUUUAGAUGCCAAAUUAUAUUUACAAAAUAAUGAUUCUUAUUCUUUUUAUAAAGUAUUGCAAAACGGCCAGUGGUUAUUAAAAACUGGACAUACUGGGACAAAUGUAAUGGACAUAAUUAUCAUCCUUGUGAAAGGAACAAAUGGGGAAAAUCUACUUUGAAUCCAAAUACUUAAUGAUUUUGUAAAUUUAAGACAAUAUGUUCAGAAUUGAAAAGAAAAUUAAAUUUUAAAAUCACUGAAACACAUUUAAUUUUUAUUUCAUUACACUAUGUUACAAAGAAUGCACGG